CACCAAGAUUCCCUUCUCAUCACCAGGAUUCCCUUCUCUUCACCGAGAUUCCCUUCUCAUCACUGGGAUUCCCUUCUCAUCUCCCGGAUUCCCUUCUCUUCACCAGGAUUCCCUUCUCUUCACCAGGAUUCCCUUCUCUUCACCGAGAUUCCCUUCUCUUCACCGAGAUUCCCUUCUCAUCACCCGGAUACCCUUCUCAUCACCAGGAUUCCCUUCUCAUCACCCCGAUUCCCUUCUCAUCACCGGGAUUCCCUUCUCAUCACCGGGAUUCCCUUCUCAUCUCCUGGAUUCCCUUCUCAUCACCAGGAUUCCCUUCUCAUCACUGGGAUUGUCUUCUCAUCACCCAGAUUCCUUUCUCCUCACCAAGCAUUGUUAUUGGUCAAACUUUAUCUAAAAUCUUGUUUGGCUGAUGUAUAA
Messenger RNA from Lottia gigantea (owl limpet), 417 nucleotides. RefSeq lists its product as hypothetical. NCBI's taxonomy places the organism in Eukaryota, Metazoa, Mollusca, Gastropoda, Lottiidae. The annotation marks the transcript as partial. The transcript has a single exon. The record is from RefSeq and is a predicted model, not a curated record.